Molecule: messenger RNA, 1647 nt
Organism: Bubalus bubalis (water buffalo)
Lineage: Eukaryota; Metazoa; Chordata; Mammalia; Artiodactyla; Bovidae
Gene: PROZ
Product: protein Z, vitamin K dependent plasma glycoprotein
Exons: 9
Coding region: 265-1593 (442 amino acids)
Biological process (GO): proteolysis; blood coagulation
Cellular component (GO): extracellular region
Molecular function (GO): serine-type endopeptidase activity; calcium ion binding
Source: RefSeq, a predicted model, not a curated record
GCAGGGCCUCUCGGCAGAGUGAACCCGGGUUUCUUGGACAGUGGAGUUCAGAGUCCCAGGACGGCUCGGGGACACCUGGCUCCUGUCACACUUGCAUCUCCCCCUGUUGGGGCUGAGCCCGCAGAGAAACGCGGGAGUGGAGCCUGCACGCAGGACCCUGAACGCGCUGACGCAGGGUCUUCCGAGGGCAGGCUCUCUCUGCGGGGCGGGCUCCCUGCCCCCACGCGGCCGCCCUGCGCGUGGAGCCGGCGGGGACUUUGGCCGAUGCUGACCAUGGCCGGCUGCGUCCCACCACCGCUCGCCGUCCUUGGGCUCCUGGCCCUCCUCGCCCCACACGCCGCCUGGCCGACAGUCUUUCUUCCUGCAUCGAAAGCGCACGAGCUUCUGGCCAGGUGGAGGCGAGCCGGCUCCUACCUCUUGGAAGAGCUCUUCGAGGGGCAUUUAGAGAAGGAGUGCUGGGAGGAGAUCUGCGUCUACGAGGAGGCGAGAGAAGUGUUUGAAGACAAAGAGUCCACUGAUGAAUUCUGGAGGACAUACAUGGGCGGCUCCCCGUGCGCCUCCCAGCCUUGCCUCAACAACGGGUCCUGCCAGGACAGCAUCCGCGGCUACGCCUGCACCUGCGCGCCGGGCUUCGAGGGCCCCAACUGCGCCUUCGCUGAAAGCGAAUGUCACCCCUUGAGGCUGGACGGGUGUCAGCACUUCUGCUACCCGGGACCAGAGUCCUACACGUGCAGCUGUGCAAGGGGCCACACACUGGGCCAAGACCGCAGGUCCUGCCUCCCCCACGACAGGUGUGCGUGUGGAACCCUCGGUUCUGAGUGCUGCCAGAGGCCCCAGCGAAGCCAGCAGAACCUUCUGCCUUUCCCGUGGCAGGUAAAACUAACAAAUUCCGAAGGAAAAGACUUCUGCGGGGGUGUUCUAAUACAGGACAACUUUGCGCUGACAACAGCAACAUGCUCGCUAUUGUACGCGAACAUCAGCGUGAGAACGAGUUCCCACGUCCGGCUGCACGUGAGGGGCGUCCACGUGCACACGAGGUUCGAGGCGGACACCGGGCACAACGACGUGGCCCUGCUGGACCUGGCGCGGCCCGUGCGCUGCCCCGACGCCGGGCGGCCCGUCUGCACGGCCGACGCUGACUUCGCCGAGCGCGUCCUCCUGCCGCAGCCGGGCGUCCUGGGCGGCUGGACACUCCGCGGCCGCGAGAUGGUGCCCCUGCGGCUGCGGGUCACGCACGUGGAGCCCGCGGAGUGCGGCCGGGCCCUCAAUGCCACGGUGACCACGCGGACCAGCUGCGAGCAGGGCGCGGCGGCCGGCGCGGCGCGGUGGGUGGCGGGCGGCGCGGUGGUCCGGGAGCACCGGGGCGCCUGGUUCCUCACCGGCCUGCUGGGCGCCGCGCCCCCCGAGGGGCCCGGGCCGCUGCUGCUCAUCAAGGUCCCCAGAUACGCGCUCUGGCUCCGCCAAGUCACUCAGCAGCCGAGCCGAGCCAGUCCGAGAGGCGACCGUGGUCAGGGGCGUGACGGGGAACCGGUGCCGGGUGACCGCGGUGGGCGGUGGGCGCCGACAGCCUUUCCUCCGGGACCCCUCGUCUGAACUGAGCCCACAGGAGGGAGGGAGGCGCGUCCAACAAUAAAAGUGGACCCCGAA